AUGCCUCGCAACGGAGACGGUUCUUCUGACAACGGCCCCUUUGAGGAGGCCAAGCACGACAUCGUCCACGGCGCUGGCAAGGUCGAGUCUGACCAUGUCGACCGUGCCGACAAGACCGCCGACCUUCCUGAGGGCAAGGACGAGAAGGGCUUGGCUCUCGAGGGCGUCAACGCCAGCGGCGGCCAGAGCCAGGGCCUCGCCAAGGGCAAGGACGUCGGACAGGGCAACUAG
This is a messenger RNA of Fusarium pseudograminearum CS3096, 231 nucleotides long. RefSeq lists its product as uncharacterized. The coding region runs from base 1 to 231 and encodes 76 amino acids. NCBI's taxonomy places the organism in Eukaryota, Fungi, Ascomycota, Sordariomycetes, Hypocreales, Nectriaceae. The transcript has 2 exons. The record is from RefSeq and is a predicted model, not a curated record.